AUGCUUUGUGACAUGUAUUGCAGUGAGCCUGGUUUUUGCCGAGGUUGUUGCUGUAUACUUUGCUUCAAAACAAUCAGUUCGGACUAUGAUGGGUACAAUUAUAUUCAAUGUGAAGCAAUAGUAGAUGGAUAUAUAUGUGGACAUGUUUCCCAUCUAGACUGUGCUCUACGAUCUUACAUGGCUGGGAAAGUUGGAGGAAGCAUCAAUUUGGAUGCACAGUAUUUAUGUCGAUACUGUGAUUCAAGGAUGGAUUUGGUUCCACAUGCUCUGAAACUUAUAAAGACCUGCACAUCUGUUGCUUCUCGAGCUGCCAUUGAAAUUUUUUUGAAUGUUGGCAUUUGUAUUUUGCGUGGCUCACAAAAAAGAAAUGGAAAAGAGUUGUUGCAUCAUAUUAAAUCAAUCAAGUCAAAGCUUAUGAAAGGAGUCUGCAUUCAAGACGCAUUCAAAAAGGAAGGUUUUUUGGAUAGCAUAGGGGAAUGCAAGGAACUUGGUCCUCACUAUCGUUUCAGCAAGAACACUUUGUCCUCUUUCACAAUAAGGUUUCUUUUUAAGCCUUUUGAUAGUUACUGGGAAUUCCGUUUGAAGUGGGUUCCUAGGACUAAUAAGUAA
Messenger RNA from Solanum pennellii, 609 nucleotides. RefSeq names its product protein OBERON 2-like. The coding region runs from base 1 to 609 and encodes 202 amino acids. NCBI's taxonomy places the organism in Eukaryota, Viridiplantae, Streptophyta, Magnoliopsida, Solanales, Solanaceae. The record is from RefSeq and is a predicted model, not a curated record. The transcript has 3 exons.